GAACGCUGUCACUCUGCAACAACACACUACAAGUCAAGAUGAGCGAACCGAAAGAGAUGGUCAUUAUCCUUACUGGAGCCUCGCGAGGCAUCGGCCUCACAAUAGCCCACUACCUCCUCUCCCAGCCCGCGCAGCACAAACUCGUCCUCACCUCGCGCACCGCCUCCGCCCUCAACGAGCUGCAAAACAAAUACGGCAAAGACCGCGUCGAAAUCGUGACCGGCGACGCCGCUGAGCCCCGACUAGCAAAGGACCUCGUCUCGGUUGCAAACGAGCGCUUCGGCCGCCUCGACUCCCUAAUCAUCAACCAUGGCGCGCUCGACCCCGUCAAGAAGGUCGCCGACUCGACACCCGAGGAGUGGAGAAAAGCGUAUGACGUAAAUGUGUUCAGCGCGGUCGGCAUGGUACAAGCCGCGCUCCCCUCGCUCAGGAAGACAAAGGGAAGAAUCGUGAUCACGAGCAGUGGUGCAGCGACUGGCGCAUACCAAGGCUGGGGCGCCUACGGAUCAGGCAAAGCCGUUCUGAACCACCUCGCGCUCACACUAAGCGUCGAGGAGCCCGCUGUUACGACGGUCAGUAUUAGGCCGGGAGUCGUGGAUACGGAGAUGCAGCGCGCGAUCAGGGAGGAGCAUAACAAGACGAUGAGUGCGACGGACCAGGAGAAGUUUCAUGGGCUGCAUAAGGAGGGCAAGUUGGUACGGCCGGAGCAGCCGGGUGGUGUUAUUGCGAAUUUGGCGGUUAGGGGGGAGAGGGAGUUGAGUGGGCGGUUUUUGAGUUGGGAUGAUGCGAGUUUGAAGGGGUACCGGACGGACCUGUAG
Molecule: messenger RNA, 818 nt
Organism: Macroventuria anomochaeta
Lineage: Eukaryota; Fungi; Ascomycota; Dothideomycetes; Pleosporales; Didymellaceae
Product: short chain dehydrogenase-like protein
Exons: 2
Coding region: 39-818 (259 amino acids)
Cellular component (GO): intracellular anatomical structure
Molecular function (GO): oxidoreductase activity, acting on NAD(P)H, oxygen as acceptor
Source: RefSeq, a predicted model, not a curated record